Thunnus maccoyii (southern bluefin tuna) is the source of this 1786-nucleotide messenger RNA. RefSeq names its product ubiquinol-cytochrome-c reductase complex assembly factor 1 (gene uqcc1). NCBI's taxonomy places the organism in Eukaryota, Metazoa, Chordata, Actinopteri, Scombriformes, Scombridae. Gene Ontology annotation, biological process: mitochondrial respiratory chain complex III assembly. The coding region runs from base 142 to 993 and encodes 283 amino acids. Gene Ontology annotation, cellular component: mitochondrion. The transcript is spliced from 9 exons. The record is from RefSeq and is a predicted model, not a curated record.
UUGUUUCUGACCGGACAGGAUUAGGAGGCGGGCAGAUUCCGUUGACAUUGCAGAGGAGGAGGAACAGGACUGUUACCAAACCGGCAGGUUUAUUAUUGUUGGAGCCGCAGUGCAGCUGCAGUUCGGGGAGAUCGUGGAGUCAUGUACCGGCGGCCGCUGCAGUCCACCGUCAGAAGCGUCAUCAACGCGUCCAGAACCGCGCGCGGACAGGUUUUAGACCAAGAAGCCUGUUUCGUCAGAGCUUUAGCAGCUUGCCAACUGGCCACAGAGUCGUCUCCUUGUUUAACACCAUGUCGGACGCUGCACGUCACCACACAGCUCCGUAACGUGAAGGAGACGCCGCAGCACACAGAGGAAGAAGUCGGGGCCUUCACAAAGCUCAUCGAGGCCAUGGGCUUCACAGGACCUCUCAAAUACAACAAAUGGAAAAUCAAGAUCGCCGCCUUGCGCAUGUACACGUGCUGCGUAGAGAGAAUCAAUUACGACGAGUUCUUUGAAAAAUGCACCCUCCCCGACACACUCAACUCCUGGUUCUUGGUAGCACAGCUGCAUGUAUGGAUGUGUUUGGUGCGGAUGCGUCAGGAGGGCAGAGAAGGGAAGUACAUGUGCCGUUACAUCGUCCACUCCAUGUGGGAGGAUGUAGAGCAGAGGAGCAAGAUCAUGGGGAUCGACGCCACGCAUAGAAAGGAAGGAACGAAAGCGAUGACGGAGACCUUCUAUGCUGCGAUAUUUGGAUACGAUGAGGGAGUCCUGGCUGAUGACACUGUGCUGGCAGCAGCUCUGUGGAGAAACCUGUUCAACUAUCAGUGUGAAGACCCCAAACAGCUGGAGCUGAUGGUGGAAUACGUACGCAAACAGAUGCAGUACAUCGACGCUCUGGACGGGGAGGACCUGAUGCUGACAGGCGAGGUGAAGUGGCGCCCUCUGGUGGAGGAGAACGCACAGAGCAUCCUGAAGGUGGUCACACCCACGUACAACGACGCCGGACUGUGAGACGAAGAGAUCCCCCAAAGUCCUCUUCUUCUGUCCUCUUCUGUCUCUCACCUCUUGAUUUCCUUUUCCUGUCUUUUUGUUUUCACCCCCCCCCCCUUUCUUUUUUCUCCUUCUUGUAAUCAUGUACUAAGAUGGAGCACAUUUCCCUCCUCCUCCCCCCCUCAUAGAAGGUGGGAUUUUAAAUUUGACAUGCUGUCUGUUCUCAUCCAUGUCUUUCUUUCCUUCUCUUUUUCUCCUCUUGUAUUCCCAAAACUUCCCUCCUUCCUCCUCUCCCGGAUGAUUUGUCCACCGGAAGUCUUGUUUCUGGAGGAACAGUAUAGGCAGGAUAGUUGGUCAGGAUUAUUUCUGCAGCCUGAUUUUCCGCACAUACUACCCAACAAACCAGUUUAAUAACUGGCAACGCCAUUCAUCAUCAUCCUCAGUCGCCAUCCUGUCGGGUUUGAGAGCCUCCGCCGCUUCUUCUCCUCUCCGCAAACUGUCAAGCAGGAAAAAAACACACACAAGAAGAGAACGAGACGCUCUGUAUUUAUAUUUUUUGUGUUUUUUUUCCUCUGUAUUUAUAUUGUAUACCUCCAUGUUUACGCUCUUCUCCUGCAGAGGUGUUCAGCUAAGACUUCCGACGCUGCUUCACUCCUUCACUGUAUGUUAAAUAAAGUUCCACUCUGAAGAGGUGACGUAUGAAUAUAAUAAUGGUUCCAGGAAACAAAAUGCAUGUUUUCCACCGAGCUGCUGUGUCUGUCGGAGGUCUGUAGUUCAACAUCUCUGCUGCUGAACGUCUACAGUCUGUAUGAAU